UUAUUAUUUUUCUGAUUUUCUACUUAAAUUAAUUGUUUUUAUUUUGACUCUAAAUAUUUGUUACCAACAUUUCUCUCUCAUGUCUUUGUUGUGUGUAACAGUGAAGCGUGCAAAGUUGCAAGGCUCAAUAGAAGAAUUUCAUUCUUAUGUUACAUUAAAGCUACAAAAUGUAAAAUCAACAACUGUUGCAGUUAGAGGAAUACAACCACAAUGGGAACAAGAAUUUAUUUUUGAAACAAAUCGACUUGAUCAAGCCCUUUUUCUUGAAUUAUGGAAUAAAGGGGUUUUGUGGGACAAAUUAUUGGGUGUUUGCUUUAUGAGAUUAUGUGAUGUUGGGUAUUCAAAUUCCUCUGGUUGUGGUAAAUGGUUGCAAGUUGAUCAUGAAUUUAGAACAUUGAAUGGGGAUAUUGUUGGGACUUUACAUUCUACUGGUCAUUCUGUGUUGGUUGACUGUCGAUUUGAACUUCCUUACGGUAAAUAUUUAAUUUUUGUAAAAAAAACUUGAAAUUCUCAACUUGAAACCCUUUUUUAAUUUCCUCCAUAAUACGAAACUCUAUCCCUUUGUAGUAAAAUAAGAGGGCAAAACUAAACUGUUUAAAAAUUUUUUGUUCUAUUGCAACUCUUGAAUAUGCUUAUUUUCUUUCUAUUAUCUAUUCUUUUUUGGUCUACUUUUUACCUCAAUAUUGAAACUUUAAAUAAAAGGUUGAGAGACAGUUUUUUGGGAACACACAAACAAUUGUGUGCCUACGCAAAAGGCACACAAUUGUCCCCUCAAUACCAACUAAUAUUUAUUUAUCCUGUUCGGCGCGCCUCAUUCCUCGUCCCCUUUUUUAGUUCCGCUCUUUUGCUUCGUUGAAUAUUUUAUAGAUUUUCUUUUCUUUAUUUUUUGUUAGCCACCUUAUUGCCAAUAAA
Meloidogyne enterolobii is the source of this 912-nucleotide messenger RNA. Lineage: Eukaryota; Metazoa; Nematoda; Chromadorea; Rhabditida; Meloidogynidae. The record is from the annotation of a GenBank genome assembly.